Molecule: messenger RNA, 2668 nt
Organism: Branchiostoma belcheri (Belcher's lancelet)
Lineage: Eukaryota; Metazoa; Chordata; Leptocardii; Amphioxiformes; Branchiostomatidae
Product: deleted in malignant brain tumors 1 protein-like
Exons: 16
Coding region: 1-2643 (880 amino acids)
Cellular component (GO): membrane
Source: RefSeq, a predicted model, not a curated record
AUGGCGGUACUCUGGGUCAUCUUACACCUGAUGUUGGUGUUGAGAGAUGGAAUCGCAGAGAACGACGACUUCCAGGUCCGACUGAGGGGCGGUGACGGCUACAGCUACGGCAGAGUGGAGGUCUACUACAACGGACAGUGGGGGACUGUCUGUGACGACAACUUUGGCUCGCAAGAAGCCCGAGUUGUCUGCCGUGAGCUGGGAUUCUCCGAGUACUACACCUACCACCACAGUGCGUACUACGGACAGGGCAGCGGACCGACAUGGAUGGACGACCUUGGCUGCUCUGGGUACGAGAGCUCCUUGCAGUACUGCCCACAUCGCGGCUGGGGGAGCCACAACUGUGGACAUGAGGAUGACGCCUCGGUCUCAUGUUACGGGGCUUCCUGUAACUUCGACUAUAGUGACUGCGGCUACAGCAAAGAAUCGUCAGGCAUCCAGUGGAUACGGCACAGCGGUUCUACACCUUCUUCUUCAACUGGCCCGAGUGGGGACCACAACACAGGACGUGGAUACUACAUGUAUAUCGAGACUUCCUCCAGUGUGGCGGGAGCCGUAGCACGUCUUCUCAGCCCCACCAUCUCCGACAGUGGAUGGUUCUGCCUGCAGUUCGCCUAUCACAUGUACGGGACUGACAUCGGGGAACUACGGGUGCGCGUUGGGUCAUCCAUUGAAUGGAGCCGGUCGAACAACCAAGGAAAUAGCUGGCAUCUGGCUUCCGUGCAAGUCUUUAUAAUCUACCAAAAGGUCGUGUUUGAAGGUGUUCGUGGUAGCAGCUUCAGAGGGGACAUCGCCAUUGACGACGUUGUCCUGAACCCUGGAUCGUGUCCCACAGGUUGGUUCAACAACUCCUGGCCAGUCAUUGUGGUGGACAACACUGUCAACAGUCCACACUACCCAAACAACUACUUCAACAACGCCAACUGCCGAUGGACCAUCACUGGAUCACCUGGAUCUACCCUGGAAGUUGUGGUGGAACGUUUCCAGUUGGAAUCCGGUCACGACUACCUGAACAUCUACGACGGUCGAUCCACUAGUUCUCCCAGACUUGCCCGUCUUGAUGGAACGGGAUCCUGGAGGUACUUCUAUAGCUCAUCCAACGAAGUUCUGAUCCACUUCACAAGCGAUGGAAGUGUAGUAGACAACGGGUUCAGAAUCCGAUAUCAAGAAUACUGGGGCACCCAAGAACCGACCACGGUUCCUGACAGUUGGUGGACCACGGCCUGGAACAAUCACAGCUUCCAGAUCCGACUGAGGGGUGGAAACGGCUACAGCUACGGCAGAGUGGAGGUCUACUACAACGGACAGUGGGGGACUGUCUGUGACGACGGCUUCGGUUGGCAAGAAGCCCGAGUCAUCUGCCGUGAACUAGGAUUCUCCGACUAUUCCACCUACUACUACAGAGCGUACUACGGCCAGGGCAGCGGACCCAUUUGGAUGGACAACCUUAACUGCAACGGGUACGAGAGUUCCCUGCAGUACUGCACACAUAACGGUUGGGGAAGCCAUAAUUGCUACCACUAUGAAGACGUCAGCGUGGUUUGUGGUGCCAACGGCACUGAUCUUCCUACGAUCACCCCACCACUGCAAACUUCUCAACCUGAUUUAGGUAUCAGCGGUUCCUGCGACUCCGACAUGAUGACAGUGACCUUUGACCUGUGGGUUGCCCCGUGGCUUGAUGGGAAUUUUAUGCACUUCGCCGACCCCACCUGUAAGGCCUACAACAAUGGUUCUCACCUCAUCUUAGCGACUAAACUCAGCGACUGUGGGACGAAAAGGAACGAAACAGAUGCUCACGUCAUCUACACCAACAAGGUCCUCAUGUACUCGACCAAUCACAGCGUCAUCAUCCGGGACCUUCAGCUCGAGGUCCCUGUUACCUGCAAGCUACCGCGCAAGUCCGUAGUUUCCGCCCAGUUUACGGCAGACUCCAACGCCGUGAGGUACAACCUUGAGAGGGAGGGGCAGUUUGACAUCGCGCUGCAGUUUUACCGCAGUUCGUCGUUCUACUCCGCGCACACGGGGCCGGUGGAACUGCAGCUGAACGAGAGGGCGUACGCGCAGGUGCGGCUCUCCUCUGACGACAAUCUCCGCAUCAGGGUGGACUCCUGCGUGGCCACGCCUUCACGGAACCCGACCGAUACUGUCAUCUACAGCGUCAUCGAAAACAACUGUCCCGAAGACCCUACUGUGAUGAUGUACAACACAUCCCUCCCGAAGGUGGAACGUUUUGGGUUUCGCGCUUUCCAGUUCGCCAACGGACAGAACCAAGUCUACCUGCACUGCGUAAUUCAGGUCUGUGACGGGUCGGACCCCAACUCCCAGUGCACCAUGGGAUGCAUGAGGCGUGGUGACCGGGAGAAACGUGAGGCCACGCCUAGCAACCAGCUACGUCAAGUGUCCGCGGGCCCCAUCUUCCUGCGCAUGCCCGGAGACGACGAGGGCGUCGACUUCUAUGCUGAGAAGAAGCCCUCCACGUCCAGCAACUUUGCGCAGACCCCGGCCCUGACCCUCGCCGUCGCCGCCGUGGCCGGUCUGGCCGUGGUCGUUCUCGGCAUCGCCGCCAUGGCGUUCGUCUACAAACACCGCCGCGACAAGAUGGCCUUCCGGUACCAGCCUGUCGACACCGCGGAGACAUACUAACUAACUAACUAGCGUUUAAACUCUU